Molecule: messenger RNA, 760 nt
Organism: Corticium candelabrum
Lineage: Eukaryota; Metazoa; Porifera; Homoscleromorpha; Homosclerophorida; Plakinidae
Product: myb-like protein W
Exons: 2
Coding region: 76-627 (183 amino acids)
Biological process (GO): G protein-coupled receptor signaling pathway
Source: RefSeq, a predicted model, not a curated record
GAUAUAAUUUCCUUCCCACUUCCUAGCAAGCACAAGGCAGCACAAGCACAACGUCUGUCAUCCUGCACGCUCAACAUGAACGGCACUUCGUCUCUUCAACCACAAGGUGAAGACCCGCAUGCCAUUUGGAUGAAAAUCCGAGACGAACGGAAGGUGUAUCAGCUGCAGAAGAGAAUCGAGAGACUGAGGAAAGAAGCGGAGUAUGACAGGGAGGAGGAGGAGGAGAGUGAGAGCGAAAUAGAAAACAUUUGCACAAGAAGAGGAACUCAACAAGAGUUGAUAGUCAAACUUGUCACUGACCAUACUACAACUCAUAUAACAAAACUCUUUGGUCUACCAUCACCUGACCUGCAGAGCAACGAUGAAGACGAAGAGAAAGAAGAAGAAGAAAAAGAAGAAAAACAGAAAGAAAAAGAAGAAGAGACGCACCCACAAACAAACAUCGACGACAAUGAUAUACCCCUAUCAUGGAUACAAUCAAUACCAGAGGUGGCGACUUCACAACAUGAAAAUGAGGACUCUCGUGCAACUUCCAGCACAAUGACAGCAACAAGAGAAGACUUUCUUGAAGUAGCAGUAAGUCCUAUGGUAGAAAUGUCCUUUCUAGGACAGAAACACACAUUGUGACAUGCACUGGGGUUGGUGGUCAUAGCGAUGAGGAGAUUCUGUAGUAGAGCCUUGCUGUUGGUCGGUUUGAGGUAAGGUGUAGAAAUGUUUUGAAAUCAAUUGUAGUAAUUCCAAUGGUCAAUAUCAUAAGUGA